Molecule: messenger RNA, 135 nt
Organism: Funneliformis geosporum
Lineage: Eukaryota; Fungi; Glomeromycota; Glomeromycetes; Glomerales; Glomeraceae
Source: the annotation of a GenBank genome assembly
AUUGUUGGGAUAAUGAGCCAGAUAAUCGUCCGGACAUGAGUCAAGUAGUUGAUCGAUUAAAUUCAAUUAUUACAAAAUUAACCAUGAAAGAAAAUAAGAAAAUGAAUAUUGAUGAUGAAGCAAGCCUCUAUUCGA